Molecule: messenger RNA, 1188 nt
Organism: Saccharomyces cerevisiae S288C
Lineage: Eukaryota; Fungi; Ascomycota; Saccharomycetes; Saccharomycetales; Saccharomycetaceae
Gene: RIF2
Product: Rif2p
Exons: 1
Coding region: 1-1188 (395 amino acids)
Cellular component (GO): chromosome, telomeric region; nucleus
Source: RefSeq, marked reviewed
AUGGAGCAUGUAGAUUCCGAUUUUGCACCUAUAAGGAGAUCGAAAAAGGUUGUUGACAGUGACAAGAUUGUGAAAGCAAUAAGCGAUGAUUUGGAGCAAAAAAAUUUUACUGUACUGAGAAAGUUGAACCUUGUUCCAAUUAAAAAAAGUGUUAGCAGCCCAAAGGUGUGUAAGCCGAGUCCAGUUAAGGAGCGAGUGGACCAUGUUUUCUACCAGAAGUUCAAAUCAAUGGCCUUGCAAGAGCUAGGCACCAAUUAUUUGUCAAUAAGCUACGUUCCGAGCUUAAGUAAGUUUCUUUCAAAAAAUCUUAGGAGUAUGAAAAAUUGUAUCGUUUUCUUCGACAAAGUUGAACAUAUACACCAAUAUGCUGGUAUCGACCGUGCAGUUUCAGAAACACUGUCUUUAGUCGAUAUAAAUGUCGUAAUUAUAGAAAUGAAUGACUACUUAAUGAAAGAGGGUAUUCAAUCAAGCAAAUCAAAAGAAUGUAUCGAGUCAAUGGGGCAGGCUUCAUAUAGCGGACAACUAGAUUUCGAAGCUAGUGAAAAACCUUCAAAUCACACGUCUGACCUAAUGAUGAUGGUUAUGAGGAAAAUAAAUAAUGACGAAAGUAUCGAUCAUAUUGUCUACUUCAAAUUCGAACAAUUAGAUAAAUUAUCUACUUCAACUAUAAUAGAACCUUCGAAGCUUACCGAAUUUAUCAAUGUUUUAUCGGUACUUGAAAAAAGUAAUAACAUUGCAUUUAAGGUCCUCAUUUAUUCAAAUAACGUUAGCAUUUCGUCUCUCCUAUCGACAUCCCUCAAAAAGAAACUCAACACAAAAUAUACUGUGUUUGAGAUGCCGAUAUUAACAUGCGCUCAAGAACAAGAAUAUUUGAAAAAAAUGAUAAAGUUUACCUUUGAUUCCGGAAGCAAGUUAUUACAGUCUUACAACUCGCUUGUCACAUGCCAGUUGAAUAAUAAAGAAUCCAACUUAGCAAUCUUUUUCGAAUUUUUGAAGGUCUUUCCGCACCCUUUUACCUAUUUGUUUAACGCUUACACUGAGAUUAUAGUCCAGAGUAGAACUUUUGAUGAAUUGUUGGAUAAGAUCAGAAACAGACUGACAAUAAAAAAUUACCCACAUAGUGCUUAUAACUUUAAGAAAAACCAGCGUCUUCCACUUAAGUUAACUCGAAAAGUACAUGAUAGAUAA